Messenger RNA from Parathielavia appendiculata, 2259 nucleotides. Its product is annotated as GMC oxidoreductase. The coding region runs from base 196 to 2040 and encodes 614 amino acids. The transcript is spliced from 4 exons. Lineage: Eukaryota; Fungi; Ascomycota; Sordariomycetes; Sordariales; Chaetomiaceae. Gene Ontology annotation, molecular function: oxidoreductase activity, acting on CH-OH group of donors; flavin adenine dinucleotide binding. The record is from RefSeq and is a predicted model, not a curated record.
GAAACGGUCAGCGGCCCCUCAAUAUCCGGAAUUGAAUCCAUAUUGCUGUUGGAGAUGGCCCCCGCAGCGCCAUGAAUGCCGGAGGCGACCCUGACAGCGAACUGCUCAAAAUGGGCUUCCGUCGCUGCUUGAAUUGGCUACAGCAGCUCGUGCCUGGCACACUUGUUCUCGUACUCGACUGGAAUCGGGAUCAAGAUGCGCUACCAUCUUUUGUGUGCCGUCGCCGCCUCGACGGCAAUUGCUACCCCGGCGGCGUCGUCCUACGACUACAUUGUGGUUGGCAGCGGUCCUGGUGGCGGACCCCUGGCCGCUGACCUGGCGAGAGCCGGGUACUCGACGCUCCUGAUUGAGGCCGGCGGCGAUGAGGGCGAUAACCCGACGUACGCCGACAUCAUGAAUUUUAACGAAGCGGCCAACGACGAGACGACGCGCUGGGACUUUUGGGUCAAGCACUCGGAUGACCCGGCACGGGACCUCAAAUUCAAGCAUACCACCUGGGACACCGGCGAAGGCACGUUCUACGUCGGAUUGGAUCCCCCUGAGGGCGCCAAGCUGCUCGGUAUUCAGUAUCCCCGAGCGGCUGUGCUCGGUGGUUGCGCAAUGCACAACGCUGGGGUUUGUUCGAUGCCUGCCGACGAUGACUGGAACAUCGUCGUCAACAAGACGGGCGACACGAGCUGGUCGGCCGAGAACAUGCGCAAAUACCUAAAGAAGAUUGAAAAGAACGAGUACCUGCCUCCAGGCGACGAAGCCCACGGCUACGAUGGCUGGCUCGCCACCUCGGUCGCCGACAACUCGUGGGCCAAGAACGACAGCCUGCCGGGGACCAGGAUGCUCCGCAAGCUGGCCAAGCUCACGGGUCAGGAUCCCGACAAGGCGGCCGACCUCGUCAACCGUGACAUCAACGAGGUCGGCGAGAACGUGGAUGAGACGACCUCCUUCUACAACAUGGUGACGCAUGCCACCAGCAAAGGCAAGCGCAGCAGUCCGAACAACCACAUCCGGGCGACGCUGGCCGACCCGGCCAAGUACCCGCUGACCGUCAAGCUGCACACGCUCGUCACGCGCGUGCUCUUCGACAAUGCCACCCUCAAGGCAGGCAGCACACCGCGCGCCAUCGGCGUCGAGGUCAUGGACGGCGCGUCGCUAUACAAGGCUGACCCAAAGCACGUCCCCGGUACCAAGGGCCCGGUGUCGCAGAUUUUCGCCAGCCGCGAGGUCAUUGUCUCCGGCGGCGCCUUCAACUCCCCCCAGAUCCUCAAGCUCAGCGGCAUCGGCCCGGCCGCCGAGCUGACCAAGUUCAACAUUCCCGUGGUCAAGGACCUGCCCGGCGUCGGCGAGAACCUCGGCGACAACUACGAGGGCUCUCUCCUUGCCAUGGGCUCGGCGCCGGUCGAGUCAGGCCUCAUCACCCUGCUCUUCCGCACCCCGUCGGCUCCGACCAAAAAGCGAAACAUCUACACUUGGUGCGGUGCCUUUUCCUUCGAGGGCUUCUGGCCGGGCUUCCCGACCUACCACGGCCCAACGCAGUACACGUGCGCCAUGGUGCACAUGGCGCCCAAGUCGCAGGCCGGGUCCGUCAACCUGGUGUCUGCGGACCCGCAGGACAAGCCCGACAUCAACUUCCGCUUCUUCGAGCGUCAUGGCGAUCAAGACCUGCGCGAACUGGUCGAGGCGGCGAAUCUGCUGCGCCAGGCCUUCAACGCCGCGGGGGAGCCCGCCGCGCCGUUUGUCGAGAAGCAUCCGUGCAACGGGGACACGGACCAGCUAUGCACGGAUGAGCUGCAGACCGAGUACUUCAAGUUGCAGGCGUACUCGCACCAUGCCACGUCGACGUGCGCGAUCGGGGGGGAUGAGGAAGAGAUGGCGGUGCUGGACUCCAAGUUCCGCGUCCGUGGCGUCGAGGGGCUGCGGGUGGUGGAUGCGAGUGCCUUCCCUGUCGUGCCGGGCGCGUUCCCGAGCUGCCCGACUAUGAUGUUGAGCGCGAAGGCGGCGGAGGAUAUCCUGGCGGAUGCCAAGAAGAAGAAGAAGAAGACGUGAUCGAUUCGAAUAGCUUUGGAUGUCGAUGGCGGCGGAAGCUGUGGCUCGGGGCGAGUGGCAAGUCUGUCUGAACUCUGGAGGGUGUCAGUGACGGAAAGAAAUAACAAAUAGAGCGAGUAAAAACCCAGAACAGUAACAUGCCCACCGUGCCGCGUCUUCCCAACCUUGCGGAGUGUCUCCAGCCAUGGCAGUGCUUUCCUGGAUUCGACGCAGCAGAGG